AUGAGGUAUACUCUUCAUAAUGCAGCUUUUUCCAUUGGUGAUAUGUCUUGGGACAACAGUUCUGCAGAUCUGGAAAAGAUGUGCCGACAGGGAAGUGAAGGGACCAACCUGUCUAGAUCUGUUUCAACAGAAAAAUGUGAAUCUUUGGACACUUAUCAUAUAAACUUCAAACUUUCCAAAAGCAUUAGAUGCUUUUUGAGAAUUUUGAAAGUUGCCCUUCUCUUUUCUAUUGUGGUGGUUUGCUCAGUUUUAUUUAGUACUUAUCCCGACCAUGGAAACCCUUCGCAGAUGUUGACUGUAUCAUCUGUGGAAAGCUUCUCUGUGAAUCUCACUGAUUUUAGAGAUGGUGCCCUUUUAAAACUAGAAAUUGGAGGACCAUUUUCUGAUGAUUUAGCAGACAGACGAAUGGAAGAAUUCAUCCUUGUUCAAGUCGAACAGCUUGAAGAUGCUGGCCCGAAGAGAAGACGUGCACAACAGGUUUUUUACAACUGGUCUGUAGCUGUAAGCUCUCGCAGAAAGGAUCAAGUCAUGAAAACCAAAACAUUUGAAAUGGCAAACAGUAAUCCAGUUUCUGUCUCAAUCCAAGCCUUUGUAAAAGACAAUCAAGUUGUUCCUCUCUCCGUGACAUACCAAUACCUCUAUGCUGAUGUUGAGACUCAAGUAGCAAUUGCAGCAGUUAUUUUAGCGGGAGUUUAUGUUCUCAUCAUAUUUGAGAUUGUUCACAGAACUCUGGCAGCAAUGUUGGGCUCUCUGGCUGCGCUAGCAGCACUAGCUGUAAUUGGAGAUAGGCCAAGCCUUGUCAAAGUGGUGGAGUGGAUUGAUUAUGAAACGCUGGCACUAUUGUUUGGAAUGAUGAUCCUGGUGGCCAUAUUUUCAGAAACAGGAUUUUUUGAUUAUUGUGCGGUAAAGGCUUAUCAGCUUUCUCGAGGAAGAGUGUGGGCCAUGAUUAUAAUUCUCUGCCUCAUAGCUGCGAUACUUUCAGCGUUCCUAGAUAAUGUCACAACUAUGCUGCUUUUCACUCCAGUAACCAUAAGGUUAUGUGAGGCGCUUAACCUCGAUCCCCGACAUGUUCUAAUAGCGGAAGUAAUUUUCACUAACAUAGGAGGCGCUGCCACAGCAGUUGGGGACCCACCAAAUGUUAUUAUUGUCUCAAAGCCAGACCUGAGGAAGAAAGGGAUAGACUUUGCGGACUUUACUGGACACAUGUUCCUUGGAAUCUCUCUUGUCCUGUUGGUAUCCUUUCUUUUUCUUAAACUUCUUUUCUGGAAUAAGAAGCUUUACAACAAGGAGCCCAGUGAGAUUGUUGAAUUAAAGCAUGAAAUUCAUGUUUGGAGACUGACUGCUCAGCGCAUUAAUCCCGCAAGUCGAGAAGAGAUUGCUGUAAGAUGCCUUUUGAUUCAGAAAGUACAGACAUUGGAGAGUGCUCUUAGGAAGAAGCUUAGAUCAUUCCAAAGCCAAAUAUCUCAAGAAGACAAAAACUGGGAAAUGAAUAUUCAGGAACUACAAAAAACACACAAAAUAACAGAUGUAUCCCUCCUAAUCAAGUGCUUGUCUGUAUUAGGAUUUGUCAUAUGCAUGUUCUUUAUCAACUCUUUUGUUCCUGGCAUACAUCUUGAUCUUGCUACUUUAGCUUUCCUCAUCUUCCCUGCAUGGACCAGUACUGGUCUUAUUUCUACAAAUGUGGUGAUGCAGGCUUUGGCUCACCUACAGUUAAUUGACUACAUAGGACAGCAGACAGCUAUGCUGAUAAAGACUGUUCCAGAAGAUCAGCGGCUAGCAGUUGCCAUUAUUUUGGUGCUUUGGGUUUCCGCAUUGGCUUCAUCUCUGAUAGAUAACAUCCCAUUCACUGCUACUAUGAUCCCUGUAUUGCUCAAUCUCAGUAUGGAUGCUGAUGUCAACCUUCCAGUAAAACCCCUCAUCUUUGCACUGGCAAUGGGGGCCUGUCUUGGAGGUAAUGGGACACUGAUCGGAGCAUCUGCUAAUGUUGUAUGUGCAGGUAUUGCAGAACAGCAUGGUUAUGGUUUCUCUUUCAUGGAAUUUUUUAGGUUGGGUUUUCCAAUGAUGCUUGUGUCGUCAGCCAUUGGGAUGUGUUAUCUUCUUUUUGUGCAUGUCGCACUGGGAUGGAAUGCUUAAUCGUCCAUGACUUGAAAACCCAAAGAAAGCUUUUUGCAAUAUAUGGUUCACUUGCUAAAUCAAUAAGCACUGAGUAAUCUCUGGAAAUAUAAGAAUCAGUUUAGAAAUCUUACCAGUCAUACGGAAAUUAUUUCCAGUUUAAAGACUUGCCAUUCAUUGCUUUAUUCAGAAAAGAUUUUAAAUAGGAGUGUUAAAAGUUACUCUUGGAAGAAAUUAAACAGUGUUAUUUUUUUUUCAAAGGCUAUUGAAUUAUAUUGGCAUACCCACAUAUAGCCAGAGCCUUCACAAGGGAACACGUGCUGGAAGCACAUAUGGGGACUAUAUGAACCAAGCAAAGACCUUGUUAGACAAAUGGAAAAUAACUUGUACAGUAUUUUCUCUAGGUUUUUGUAGUUUUAUAAGCACUGUGUCUGUGUUAUCUGUAGUAAUAUGUAUUUCUGUACUUGGCAGAAGUUCCCUUUUGCCCAUAAUGCAUCUAAAUAAACACAACCUGAAAAUGACAGACAAAAUGAAAUCUUCUUAUAUUAUUGUCUUUUCUACCAAGUUUUUUCUCCUGUUGAAUGCUGUCAAAUUUAUUGUAAUUUUUGUGGGAACCUUUUUGAAACAAUUGUUAAAUUUAUAGCAAAAUCGGCCAUACAUUUCUGCAGAGUCUAAUGGGUUUUGCUUAAUGUAGAAUAAAUAGCUCAGCUCAGACCUCUGAUCUACAUCAGCCUUGAUUCUACUGAAUUUGAUGGGCUUAUUUUGAA
Molecule: messenger RNA, 2879 nt
Organism: Protopterus annectens (West African lungfish)
Lineage: Eukaryota; Metazoa; Chordata; Ceratodontiformes; Protopteridae
Gene: OCA2
Product: OCA2 melanosomal transmembrane protein
Exons: 21
Coding region: 1-2133 (710 amino acids)
Biological process (GO): melanocyte differentiation; melanin biosynthetic process; transmembrane transport
Cellular component (GO): melanosome membrane
Source: RefSeq, a predicted model, not a curated record